GCUGUAAGUCUAUUAUCACGCAUUUAUACUUUUCGCUUGAGCAGUCUUGGUACGUGAUUGGCACCUUGUUAUGUAUUGUUGAUUUGCAUUCACGUUAGGUAAAUGGAAUGACGAGGCUAGAGGCGAGCACUUAACAGCGCGCCAUUUCAUUCCAUUGUUACUUAGAAGGUCGCACUAAUAGGGCUCAGUUUGACAGAAAGAAGCGAUAGAAAGUUUGGAAACCAAACGGACAAUAGCCAAAGAAAAGACCAUUUUCCCUACUGAGAGUGGACGCCGUCAGAGGCCAUCAAGGUAAAAGAUGCCAGACAAAUUUGGUAAAGAAGCACUUGAAGCUCACAACAGAUACCGGUCUCUCCAUCAGACUCCUCCGCUGAAGUGGUCAAGAUCUCUAGAAAAGGACGCGGAAAAGUGGGCUAAAGAGUUGGCUAAAGACGGGAGGCUAAGACACGAAGAUACUGAUGAUGGAGAGAACUUGUAUUCCGUAUCCGGCAAGAGUGAUGUCACCGGAGGAGAAAUCGUGGAUCGGUGGUACGCAGAAGUCGACAACUAUGAUUUUAGAAGCCCAGGAUUCAAAAGUGGCACGGGCCACUUCACACAGAUUGUGUGGCAGGAGUCAACAGAACUGGGAGUAGGCAAGGCCAAGGGUAGCAACGGGAAAAUUAUUGUCGUGGCUCGAUAUCGACCACCAGGAAAUGUCAUUAAUCACUUUCAAAACAAUGUUAAGCCAAAGCUGGGCAGCGUAGUCAAUAGCAGUUCUAGGGAGAGGGAUUCGAGAGAUUAUUCUACACGGCUGGAACCAAGACGAGAUUUCGAUGACUCGAGAAGAUCUCCCUCUCGGCAAGAAAAAACUGAAACAGUUACUUAUGAUCGAGACGGGGUCAAAACCACAGUAACGAAGACAAUCAUAACAGAUGGAGGAAGGGGAGAUCCAUUUGAUAGAUUUCCAAGAGAUAUGAGAAGAGCAUUUGACGACGAUCCUUUAAAAGAUAGAAAGGAGAGAUGGGAGCGAAACGACCCUUUCAAGGAUAGGAAGGACACGCGGGAGAGAAAUGCUCAGCCAACGUCUUAUUCACCUUCAUGGAACAGUCAAAAACCGAAGGAAACAAAACCAGAGAGACCUACUCCUUCCGCUUCAGCUACAUCAUCUCCUUCAGGAUCCUUUGCAAAACAGUCCCUAGACAGUCAUAACAAAUACCGAGCUAUGCAUGGUGUGCCGGGCAUGAAGUGGGCGGAUGACCUCGCUAGGGAAGCACAGGCUUGGGCCGAGAAGUUGGCACGUGCCCGUACAUUGCAGCAUUCGAGUAAGAGCGAGAGAGAGAAUGCUGGAGAGAACCUAGCAAUGUUUACGGGAAAGUUUGAUUCUGCAGGAGAAGAAGCUACCACUAUGUGGUACGAUGAGUACAAGGAUUAUGAUUUCCGCCGUGGUGGAUGGCAGGGAGGAACUGGACACUUUACUCAAGUGGUGUGGAAAGACAGUAAGGAGUUAGGAAUGGGUCGAGCGAAAACAGGUGAUGGUAGACUUACAUUUGUGGUAGGUCGAUAUCGUCCUGCAGGUAACGUCAUCAACUUCAUGCAAGACAACGUGUUUCCAAGGCGAGGGCGCUAAGUAAUAAUGACUGAGCGUGACAAAAUCACGCUAAAAUUUAAUUUUAAAAUAUGCAUUCGCGUUGACUUUUUACAGUAUGUAAAUCUCAAUGUUCAUGACGACAAUAAUGUCUUCUCGAUGGAUUAAAUCUACCGAACUCAGUUUCACAGUAAAACUAAGCCCCUCAUAAUAUAUUUUUGCGAUUAUUUCAUUGAUAACAUUACUUGGCUAGACAGGCGAUCAAACUCAGAGCACAUAAAUUCUACUAAUUUCAUUCGGACAGUUGCAUCUUCUUGCUUUUACGAUUCGAACGGGUUAGCGUGAUAAAGCAACAGAAUAUAGUCUUCAGAUAACUAAAGCAAGCUUACCUAUUAAAACGGAAAACAACUUACCAAUAGUUAUGCCGGUUUCAGCAUUGAGAAGGCCAGAUGUAAAUGUAAACCAGCUUCAAGCUUUCGCAUUUUGUUUUGGUCCAAGACGCGCAUGUACCUCGAGCAAGUAACUUUUAUCAUUAUUCAAUUAUGCAGGCUGAAGUAAGAAUCAACAACAAGGAGGAAUAGAGUAUGUUUGUUGCACGAUAUAUAUAAACAAAAAAUACGCGGUUAUUGCCAGUCCAGCAACAUUUCAUAUCAUGUAACCGGAGAUGUACAGAGGUAUUUGAUAUGGUUCAGUUUUUGAGCUCUUGUGGUGUAUAAUGCAAGUACAAACCGUAAUUAAAAAAUAAAAAUAUUUCAAUAAA
Molecule: messenger RNA, 2324 nt
Organism: Pocillopora verrucosa
Lineage: Eukaryota; Metazoa; Cnidaria; Anthozoa; Scleractinia; Pocilloporidae
Cellular component (GO): extracellular region
Source: RefSeq, a predicted model, not a curated record